AUGAUGAUUAGUUAGGCUACUGUUGUCCCCAGUUCUCAACCUCAUUUUACUGCCAGGAAUCAAAUAAAAUAACAUGUAGCAAAGGUAUAAAGAGUACUUUGCUAAAGCCAACAUCUUUUCAAAGAACAAAUAAUUAAAGUCAGUAAUUUAAACUAGAAAAACGGUGAUGCCUGCUAUUGGUUGAUUCAAGCAGAUAAAUAUGAUUUUACAGAUGAGAGCCAGAUUGUAAUAGACAUGAAAAAUGUUGAUUACCUGCAGGUAAAUUUAUUCAAAGGAAAUGAGAUUAAGACAGCAGAGCAUCUUCGAUCGAUAUCAUAAUUCUAAAAAAUUUAUCAAAGUAUUCAAGAUAAAUAUAUCCUACUAGCUACUCCGUUAGCUAAUCAAUCAUAUUCAUACUUCGAGGCAAGUAUUAAGGUGGAAGGUUAAGUUAGAAAAGUAUCUACUGAAGCUGGAUUAAGAGAUUUCAAAGAAGUAAUGAUUGUAGCAAGCGUAGGUUUGGGAGUUUUGCUUUUGAUAGGUCUAGUGCUUUAUUUUAAUAAGGAUUUUUCGAGUCGUAGAAUCACAUAACAGAUUAUUGAAGAAAUUCAAAUGAUGCCAGUGAAUGAAACAAUAAAUGACUUUAUCUAGAAGAAAGUAUAAUACCAAUAGGUAAAUUAGGAAGAAAAGUAUUAACAGGUAUUCCCUAUGAAUAACUUCAGUACUGAAACCCCAUUUUAAUAAUAAGAACUAUGA
This is a messenger RNA of Stylonychia lemnae, 732 nucleotides long. The record is from the annotation of a GenBank genome assembly. Lineage: Eukaryota; Ciliophora; Spirotrichea; Sporadotrichida; Oxytrichidae.